Molecule: messenger RNA, 3634 nt
Organism: Talpa occidentalis (Iberian mole)
Lineage: Eukaryota; Metazoa; Chordata; Mammalia; Eulipotyphla; Talpidae
Product: butyrophilin-like protein 1
Exons: 11
Coding region: 559-2037 (492 amino acids)
Biological process (GO): regulation of cytokine production; T cell receptor signaling pathway
Cellular component (GO): external side of plasma membrane
Molecular function (GO): signaling receptor binding
Source: RefSeq, a predicted model, not a curated record
UGCACAGGGUGUUCUCAGCAGUGUAUUUCUCCUUGGCCACCCUGACAUACUGAAAACUGAAAGUGAAGUAAGGAGAGUGUAGUGGUGUUAAGGGGAAAGGAUGUCCUGAGCAAAGUCCAUACAGGACUUGUGGACUCCACCCGCACUCCAUGAAGACACUGGGAACUACAAAUCCCAUCAUCACCAGAGAGAAGAUUGCGAGGACCUGAGGGCGGAGUUAAGCAACUAUACUCUCUGAGUAUUUAACCAGCCUUACGGCCAGGGGUCGCUCUUCUUGGCCACACGCAUGCUCGGUUUUUCACCAGCUUGGCGGGUCAUUGGGAUUCCAGGUCAGCGAAACAGGGAUGGAUAAACCUGCUGCUCCCAGACCCUGAGCCAAGCACCUCUUGGAUGCUGACCACAAGAUCAACUGGAGGUUGAUCUCCAGCAGGAACUUAUACGUGUACCAAAGAGACCAGGAGUUUCCAGAAAAUCCCCUCUCCUGGCUCAGACUGGGUGAGUAGCUCCUUGUCAGAGUGAACAUUUUCUGCGUUCGGAGUUUCACUUUCUGCUUUGAAGAUGGCGGCUUUUCCUGGUAUCUCUCCAGCUGGUUUUCUCGUCCUCCUUCUUUUCCAGGUGUGUACCUGGAGCUCAGCAGUGUCACAGUUUUCUGUGAAGGGACCAUCCCAGCCUGUCAGAGCCCUGCUGGGGGCAGACGCCACUCUGCCCUGUAGUCUGGUCCCUGAGCAGAGCGCAGUCAACAUGCAUAUCCGGUGGUACCGAACCCAGCUCUCCCCCGCUGUGCUCGUAUACAAGGACAGGCAGGAGCAAGACGGGGAGCAAAUGCUGGAGUACCGCGACAGGACCAAGCUGUUGGGGACCUCUAUCGACAAAGGGGAUGCGUCCCUACUGAUCCAGCAGGUCCGGGCCUCUGAUGAUGGCCAGUACCGGUGUCAAUUUAAGGAUGGUUCCAUGUCCGAAGAGACGACCGUGCAGCUGCAAGUUAUAGGUUUGGGAUCUACCCCUCAAGUUUACAUGACGGGGCCUGAGGAAAAUGGGAUUCGAGUCCUAUGUUCCUCAAGUGGCUGGUUCCCAAAACCCAGUGUGCGUUGGAUUAACAAGGCUGGAGGGGAGCUGAAGUCUCUUCCUGAGUCUUUCACUGAAGAUGACAAAGGGCUUUUCCACGUGGAGUCAUCUGUCAUUGUCACAGACAGCUCAAUGAACAAUGUGACCUGCUCCAUCCAGAAUCCCCUCUCUGGCCAGCAGAUAGCAUCAGCCAUCAUCCUCCCAGAACCCUUCUUCCCCAGGAUGUGUCCAUGGAAGGCAGCCACGCUUGGGACAGUCCCUGUGCUGCUGCUUCUCCUCGCGGGGGUCAGCUACACUGGCUGGAGAAAACAUCAAGCCAAAGAGAGAGCAAUAAUUAGAAAGAAGAAGGAAUUGGAAGAGAGAGAUCAGAUGAAGAUUGAAAAGGAAGCGGCCCUUCAAACCAGAGGGAAACUCAAGGAAGAGCUUGCUCGGCGAAAGAGAUUAUAUGAUUUAGAUUGGAAGAAGGCACUGAUAUACCCUGACUGGAGAAAGGAGCAUUUCAAGUCCGUCAAAUUGACUGUAAAAAACGACAAAGAGGAAACAACUCCCAGUAAUCAAGGAGACAGCAACCUGAUCACACUUAACCAGGAAGACAUCACUUCAGGGAGAUUUUAUUGGGAGGUGGAUGUUGAGGACACAGAGGAGUGGACUGUAGGCGUUUAUGAGGAUUCCACAAAGAGGAGUGGAGCAUCUGAAGAUUCACAAAGGAAGAAAUUUAGAAUCUUAGAGAAAAAGGGGAAUAAUUAUAGGAUUCUCUCCUAUUGUCUCCAAGAGAUUUCCCGCGAAGAACCUGCUGAGGUAGAAAAGAUUCCAAAUAAGAUUAUGGUUUUCUUGGAUUAUGAGGAUAGUGACAUUUCCUUCUACAACAUGGCUGAUGGUAACCAUAUCUUCUCUUUCACCGAGGAUACCUUCUCUGGGUCACUCUAUCCUUACUUCAAACGUAAGUCCACGGAGCUUUCCCGAAAUGCAUAAUAGUGAAUUAGCAGGAGAGCCUAUAUAAUGAAGAGAGUAGCCCUUCUCUGUAAACCCCAGGACUCCAGUCCUGACAGGUCCACUGAUCAUGAAACCACUUGACCCUGAGACUCCUUGAAGAGUAUCCAUGACCAGAGAUGCUGAUCAUUAAGCAAUAUAUCUUAAACAGUCUGCAAAGAUGAGUCAUUUUUACUUUUUGUAUAUGUAAAUAUGUCUUGCUUUAUACUAGUAUAUAUCACAAAAUGAUACUUUUUGUACAUGUAUAUAUGUCUUGCUUUAUACUAGUAUAAAUCAAAGACUUGAGUGAUACUUUAAAAAAUAAACUGGGAAAAUGAAGUGAAAAAAGGAAGGCAUAAAAUUGAAGUUGGUAAUUAUUUUAUUAUUAAAUUCAAUAAACCUGAAAUAUUCUGUCCAUUUACUCUAAAAGUUUUAUAAUACUUUUUCUAGAUUUAUCUCAUAAAGAACUGGUAAGAUUAUUUGUAUCAGGCAUUGGUCUUAGGGCCCUAUUUUAAGUAUCAUUACUAAGAAAACAUUCAAAGGAAUAAAAAUUACAUUAACUUCACAUUUCUCAAUAGCAACAUUGAAUAAAAGUGACAAGAAUGCUAUUUUCAAAUGUUGAAGGAGAAUAGUUAAACUGAAAUUGAGAGUAAGCUAAGCAAUAUUUUAAGUUCAAGGGUAAUUUGAGAAAAGAAUAAAUAAAUAUAUAUAUAAAUCAUAAUACAAUUCUAAAAAAUGUGAAGUGAACAUGAUGGAAAUCUGGGGAAACCAGAAUAAGGUGAGAAUAUAUUGAGGUAUUUAUCUUAUUGAAGGUAAAGAAAAAUCUUAUUGCUUUGCCUAAGAUAUUAAUAAGGAAAAUUAAUAUUCUGUAUUCUUGGGAAUUCUAAGUAUAUUUACCAAUGGAUGUGAAAAUUUUCCUUCUCCCUGUAAUCAAAACUUAUAUUAAAAAUGAAAUGAUUAGAGGGAGUUAAUAGUACUCAUGGCUUAAACAAGGAUGAGGAGAGAGUUUCUACCAGUGUUAGAAAACCUGCACAGAGUGAAGAAGAGUCUUGUCUCAGUGCAGGGAAUAGUUAGAACUAGACUAAAAAUCCAUUCAAUACUGAUGGGCAACUCCCAAAAGAGUCACAUUAUUUAUAAGUAUCUUAACUUCAUUCCAGAGCAAAUUCAACAAAGCAAAAGUCACAAUUCUUUCAAAAAAAAAAAAUAUCGAGCAUGAAAAGAAGCAGGAAAAUACAAUGUAUACUAGAAAAUCAGUAAAUUAACAUUAUACGGAAACUAUACAGGUGUUAGAAUUAACAUAUAAGGGACAUUAAAACAGUCAUAACUGUAUUCCAGAUACUCAGAAAGUUCACUAGAGAUAUUAAUUAAAAAGAAAGUCCUAAAUUGAACUUCAAGAGAUGGAAAAAAUAAUGUAUUAGAUGAAAAUUAUAUUAUAUUGAAUUAUCUUAUCUGUUGAUUCACUAUUUGUUUAAAUUUAUUUUUAUUUUCUUAUGUCACUGUUUUUGUAGAGUAUUUGAUAUGAUGGUGGGAGUGUGGGGACCGCACCUGUGGGGAGAAAACAGAUUAGCUAUUGCAGAAAUAAAUUGUUACUGAACUUGAA